Rosa chinensis is the source of this 818-nucleotide messenger RNA. RefSeq names its product protein COFACTOR ASSEMBLY OF COMPLEX C SUBUNIT B CCB3, chloroplastic. NCBI's taxonomy places the organism in Eukaryota, Viridiplantae, Streptophyta, Magnoliopsida, Rosales, Rosaceae. Bases 106 to 708 code for a protein of 200 amino acids. The record is from RefSeq and is a predicted model, not a curated record. The transcript is spliced from 3 exons. Gene Ontology annotation, cellular component: chloroplast thylakoid membrane.
CCGGUAGCCGGUCACAUAUUCAAAAGUCGACUUCCACACCUCUGGUUGAUAAAGGGAUAACGUGCCACUUCCCUCUGUCUCUCUGGUUCUCUCUCUGAACGAACUAUGGCUACCUGUUCUUAUCUUCUCAAUCAUGCUCACAUUAAAGGAUGGCCUUCAAGGAUAAGGAUAUCCAAGCAUGGAAACCCCACAAUCACUGAAAGCUUUAGGUGUCCCAGUAAAAGGCAAGGACUUGUAAUUGCACAAUGUUCCACCUCAUGUUUGAUGGAAAUUGCAGCUUCGCCUAGCAUUUCUGGGAAGCCAUUUGAUCCCCAUUCGGUUUCCGAGAUUCUCAGGGUGAUCGACAUGCCAGAAACAUCUCACACCGCUGUCUCAAAUUUCAUGCCCAAGUUGGUGGUGGCAGAUUUGGACCCUGCUACAGCAAAGCUGGCGAUUGCGUUUCUAGGACCCUUUCUGGCUCUGUUUUCGUUUCUCUUCAUUGUAAGAAUAGUGAUGUCCUGGUACCCAAAAAUUCCUGUGGGGAAGUUCCCAUAUGUUUUGGCUUACGCUCCCACAGAGCCAAUUCUCAUCCCAACCAGAAAGUUGAUCCCACCUUUAGGGGGCGUGGACGUAACCCCUGUGGUCUGGUUUGGAUUGAUUAGUUUCCUGAAUGAGAUAUUAAUAGGUCCACAAGGGCUACUUGUGCUUCUAUCUCAACAAGUAAACUGAUAUAGGAUGGUAGUCAAGAAUUUUCUUUUCUGUGCUAUAUCUGAGAGAUACUUUUUUGGGGAGAGAGUGAAUAAUAAACUUCAUAAUGACAUUGCUGUUCUGUUUUUGUA